AGCUGCAUGAUCGAGUACAUUUCAUUGAUGCUAUCGUCGUUCGAAUGAUUAUACAAUAAGCAAUCCUUCAAAUAUCGUAAAAAGGUUUAAAGUCGAGGACUGUGAGCAACUGUGCAGUUCAACGGCAGAUUGUUUCGAUUUUAGUUAUUCUUCAGAUUAUGACUGUUCAAUUUACACAAAAACAAAUAUUUAUGAUUUUGUAGAAACAGAAUACAAGAAGGACUGCAAAUUUUAUUCCAGACAUUCAUCGGUCGAUGUUUCACCAUUGGUAAGAGCAAAUUAUUUGUCGACAAUACCACACGUGUUGCAACAGAUAAGGAUUCAAGUCUCGACUAACGGAAGAGGCUUUGAAGAUUUGUUCGUUGUGAAUGGACCUGACGAGAUUGGUGACAUUUCCCAGGAACUCCAUAGACGUGGUUCCUUUAGACCUUUAAGAACUGAAGAUUUUCCGAUGAUUAAAUCUGAUCGUCAUUUCAAGGAAGCACAGUUCAAGAUAGAGAAAGGCUCUCUUCAAAAUUGUUUCAUGGCUUGCUUGAAUGAUGAUGAAUGUAAUACAAUUUCAUAUUGCAUCAAUCAGAACAAGGAAUGUAUUCUGAGUGGAGAAACAUUAAGUUCAUUGGGGGAAAAACUUGAAGAAAAGACAAGCCAUGCAGAUGGAUGUAACAUCUAUCAAAAAUCAUUCAUCAAUCUAUUCCAUGAGUAUCCUGGCAAAAGUCUAGUUCUAGAUGCCGUCUCAACCACAUCUAAUGUACCAAUUGGUGACUGUGCUAAAAAAUGUGCUCAAUCAAAUGAUUUCACUUGUGAAUCAUUUGAUUAUUGCCAAGAUAACUAUCAAAGAAAUGAAUCUGUUUGCUUCUUACAUGUUAACCACAUUGAAAUAGACAAAGCUCAUCAAAUAAAUGCAACAAACUGGAAGGUGGCUGAAGCUGGAUGUUCCCAUUAUUCAAAAAAAUCUGAACUUGAUUAUGAACACAAAGUUGGACUUUCAUUGAAAGAUAACAUGAAAGAAUCAAUUGUUGGAACCUUUGACCAUCUAUCAUUAGAACACUGUGCUUCCAAAUGCAAUACAGAUCCCAAUUGUUUUACUCUUGAAUUUUGUGAAACAACUAAUUAUAAGAAAAUGUCCGAUAGUAGUUUUUCAUUGUCGAGUUGUUCAUUGACCAACUUGAAACCAGAUAAGGUUAACGAACCUAAACUAUUUGAUGAAGUAAAAGAUGACAACAAAAUUUGUUCAAUUUACAUAAAUCAUAAGAAGAUUACAGGAAAGAGUAAAACUGAUCCACAUUCAGCAGAAUUAUCAGCACCAAAGGAAUCAAGCAAUUCUAAUUUAGCAAUCGGAUUGGGAGCAGCAGUAUUCGUUAUGCGUUUGCUGGUGAUUCAUGGAUUUAAAUUUGCUGCUAAAAAGAGAUCAUUCAUAGACUAUAACAGCAAAAUCACAUCAGAGGAAACCUGA
Messenger RNA from Tetranychus urticae (two-spotted spider mite), 1453 nucleotides. The record is from RefSeq and is a predicted model, not a curated record. Lineage: Eukaryota; Metazoa; Arthropoda; Arachnida; Trombidiformes; Tetranychidae.